AUCCAUUAAAUAUUCAACUUCUGUCUUGUGCUCUGCUCCAAGUUCUGGUGUCUUAAGCCCUUUUAACUAAUUUGGGAUACUUUUACCACUUUUUUCUUUUGAUUUAAGAACGAGGGCGUUCACAUUAUAUCUAUGUACAUAUGUAUUAUGUAUAAUCUUUAAUCAUGUCAUUUCCUGUACCGUUGUAUAUGACAGUAGCUUUUUUAACCAAAUAGAAACAAUUCUGGUCUUCGGAAUACUUUGCACCAUCAUAUUUGUUGAAACUACUAAAAGUAAUCAUAUUAUUAUAUCAUAUCAUAUACGUCAACACUUUGACUUUACACUUAGCUCAAUCAAACUAAUAUAUUUAACAUACAAAAAGGCCAUGUGCCAUUUGAACUUUCUCAAUUUGUAGUAAUUUAUGAAGGGGUGUAUUUAAAUAACUAUACAACUGCUCGAUUCACAUGUGACACCAAUGUUACUGCUUUUGUGUUUGAAAGCGCAUAAUAUAAAUUUCAUCAAGUAUGCAGAAGGAAUGUUCAAUAAAUGUAAGGGUCUAUUUAUUAAAAGACACAAUUAUAGUGCAAAUGGGAAACGAAAAGUUAACUGAUGUUAUCAGGUUUUUGUACACCAUCUACUAUAUUUCGAACAGCCUCUCUCUAAUUAUUGCACGGCAUUUGCUGUGUCAAAUCUAAUUAAGUUUUCAUUAGUUUGAUUAUUCGCUACGAGUGAUUACAGGAGGAAGGGUAAUCUGUGUUAAGGAGGCUUAAUUAACCAUUACAUACAUAUUUUUAGGAAAAAUCCUUAUUAUAACAUUUAAAUUUUUAUGUAAUAAAGCUAAUCUCUCUAUUUUGGUAAAAAAGGAAGGAAACCAAUAUCCGAAAAUUGUAUAACCUUGAAUUGGGCUGCAUUAAAAGCGGCUGGACAAAUUGUAUGCGAGAUUUGCUUAUUUGUUUGCAUUCGGUUAUCGCUGACAUACAAACAGACGGAACAGAAUUUAGAUAAGCACUAUCUGAAAUGGUACAUUUUCUUUUUUCUCCAUGUUCAUUAACGACCUAUCUGAGUAGUCAUGGUUUUAUGUAGGCAUAAACUUUAAUAAGUACAGUAUAUAUGUAUCAUUAUAUACAUAGUUGUGUGCAAAAUAUGUACAUUCAUGUUAUGUUGGAUGUAUAAUACGACAUUUAAGUGUUUGCGCAGAUUUCUGCUGCACUUGUUUUCGGUGAAUAUGGCAUUUUAAAACCAUAAUUUCCGUUGGUACGGAUUCAAGUCGAAAUCUAUGUUGCAAAGUGAAAUAUUUAUACAAAAAUUAAUUAGUCUUAGUAAUUGAGUCGCAUUAACAUAUUUUCUCUAUUAUUUUAGAAAUUUAUAUACAUAUGUACAUUUAGUUAUCAAGAAUAAAUUAUUACCCGUAAGUGCAGGCAAUGUGGUGGUAGUGAGUAUUAUAUGCAAAAAAUCCUAAACCUUUGUAUAAUAAAAGACAAAUUAGAGCGGUUUUCUCUAUAAUUCAAAUGCAUUCAUUAUUUUUAGUAUAAGCGAUAAAUGUUAUCUGAUCUGGUUUUCAUGUUUCGUAAUUUCUUUUGAUGAUCAUCGGUUCGUUAAUGUUUCAACUACCACCAACAUUACCUUUUGUACGUUUCGUAUUUUAAUUGGCAAGAUAUCAGUUAAUAUUUUAACACAUGAACUCAAAUAACGAGUGUGAGAACGAUUUUGAGAGACGCACCGAUCGCGAGUACUCACUCCCGCCCAAACAUUACCCGCUUACGACUGCAUUUGAUAAAUCCCUAACUGCAAACAUAGAGAAAAUGUCAGAAGAAGCUGACAAAUUUAUGGACUUGGAUGGAACUUGCCACAAUUUGGCGGAAGAGCUAUUACGUGAAAUGCCGGAUAUGAAAGAUGAGAUCGAGCAGGAAUUAAAAGAUGCAUUGUUAAAAAAUAAUGAUAGUAAAACAAAAAAUUUACAACAAAAAGAACUGAAUGAAAUAGCGCAUAAAGAUUCCGAUAAUGAUCUUGAAACAAACGAAUUUGAUAACAUAAACGGACAUGAGGGAUUAGUAGGUACGGGCCAGUUCGUGAAUAACUGCUUGCAUAAAGAAAGCAAGGAAAGUUGUGAAAUUGGAAAAACGGAUACUGAGAUAACAAACAUGGAAAAGGGUCAUCAGGAAAACAAUAACGGAAUAUGCUUAACCGACAGCAUGAAUGAAGAUAAUGACGGCAGCAUUGAUCAAACAUCUCAAAAAGAAUCUCCGUAUAACACAAAGGGGGAAUCCAAAAUUCGUAAACGUGAGAAUGAUUGUUCUGGAAUUGAUAGUGCAACCAUACAAGACAGCCCAAAUGCCAAACAACCAAAAUUGGAAGUUACCGGCGAAAGGAAAUCAAUAAUUGAAGUUCACAUCUCUAAUAAGGCGAUUGAUGAUAAAGAAGCGUCUGCAGAGUUGGAACGCAUACGUCAACUUAAGGAGCAAACAAUUAUUGAAUUGCACAGACUAAAGAGUCAAGAUGAUACAUUUCUUAGAAUUGAGAACAUUAACAAGCAGUUACAAAAAAAUAUAGAGCAAAAUGAAAAUAAUGAGAAGGGGAAUAACAAUGAAAAUAAGGAGGAAAACGAUUCGGUAAAUAAAGUCACUGACAUUACAGAGAAAAAUGAGAAUAAUAAUAGAAAAGAACUGAUAAUUGAUUACGCCGAUGAUAACGAACAAAAAGUUAUUCCGAAAGAGAAUCUUAAAUCUAAUAUAGAUGGUGCGCUUAUGGAAAACGCAGACACAGAUGGUAAGCUCGAAAUGAAGAAACCUUCAGAAGUAAAAGCCCCUGAAAAUGUAAAAAUUGAAGUUAAAACUUUAACAGAAGAAGCAGAACCAUUAUCAGCCCCUGCAGAAUCAGCAUCGACAUCCGCACCAAUGACGUCCAUAUCACUCAACGAUAAUAGUAAUCAUUCUAAAAUCGGCGAUAGUCACACUUCUCAAGAAGAACUUACAGCCGAAGAAGCAGAGCGUGAUCGAGAGUUACGUGCAUCGCGAGCAACAUUUCUUCAGCACUUACCUUGCUUCAAGCUCCAACGCAACUCGGAAAGUAUUAUUAAAAGCGAGUCAAACUCCAAUGAUAAUGUUACAACUGAAUAUGCUCUACCAAGAUGUCGCGAGUGUCGACGCCGCAGUUCACAGGGUGGUUCAGAUGUCUAUUGUCGAUUUUAUGAAUUCCGUCGUUUGCAGUAUAAUGAAUUGGGUGAAUUGGUUGUUGCUGGCUUCCCCAACCCCUAUACGGACCCGACUGCCGACGAUUUACGCAUCUGGCAGCCAGAUAAGCAUAGUGUGCCUACUGCAGGCUGGAUGGACAUCCAAGUUGCUCGGUAUAUAUUGCUACAUGCUGGUGACCAAUUUUGCUAUCUGUGGCAACAAGAGGCCGAAGCAUUGCGUUUACACGAAAAUCCGAAUAGCAUAAUCGCCUGGAAGAAGGUGGUGCAAGGUCUACGUGAGAUUUGCGAUGUGUGUGAUACCACACUUUUUAAUUUUCAUUGGACUUGCGACAAGUGUGGUUUUGGUGUGUGUCUUGACUGUUUCAAAGACCGCAAAGAGCAACGCAGUUGUCGUAAGAGACGCACGGGCGAUAAAACCCAACGUGGACACGAUGAAUUUCACUGGAUGCUAUGUACUGCAACAACGUCAACUCAUCAAAAACAUGAACUUCGAGAUCUGAUGCUGACACAGAUCAUUGCUAGCGAUGCGUUAAACGUUUUGGGCCGACUCUUGCACGAUAUACGUGCUAUGUGGCAAGUGCCACAGAUGUGUGGCUGUUUGUUAAGCAAACAGGACCUUCCGGCAGAUACGGAACUUGGUACUUUAAUACAGGACAUGAUCAAGGAAUCGCAAUUAAAGCAGCAGACGAGCGCUUCAUCGCUAGCUACUGAAGAAACAUUACGUAAACAGGCACGAAUGGAAGAAUUGCAUGCCAAAAAGUUGGAGUUUGCGCGAGCAAGAGGUAUAGACUAUGUGCCAGGACGAGUGUGGACAAAGCAAACUUUGGGAAAGGAUCCCAUAACCACCGCUUUUGAUAAUUUUAAACAUAUAAACUUUUUACGGAAGGGUUUAGCGGGAUUACGACGAUUUUUGCCGCCACGCGCAAUGACCUUAACCCACUCGACAAUGCUGGCGCCUGGCGUACCACAUGAAUGGUUAUGCGAUGGCAAACUAUUGAGACUUACUAAUGCCAUGCAUCCCGAUAACCGAAUACUUUAUCAGGAGGUAUGGAAAUGUGGUCAGCCCGUUAUGAUCUCGGAAGUAGCGCAAUCACUGAACUUGGAGUUAUGGCGACCAGAAGCCUUCUGUAAGGAUUUCGGUGACAAGCCCAAUGACUUGAUAAACUGCUUGAAUGGAAAUUUAGUACCUAACCAACCGAUGCGAUAUUUCUGGGAGGGAUUCCAAUGUAUAAAGAAACGAUUGCUAGAUGCAAAUGGCAAACCAAUGUUAUUAAAACUGAAAGACUGGCCGCCAGGCGAUGAUUUUGCCGAAAUAUUGCCAACCCGUUUUGCGGAUCUCAUGACCGGCCUACCCAUGCCGGAAUACACCUUGCGUACAGGCAAUUUGAAUAUUGCCAGCUGUUUGCCGAAGAUGUUUGUUCCACCCGACUUGGGACCGAAGAUGUACAAUGCUUACGGUUCGGCAUUGCACCCUGACAAGGGCACUACUAAUUUGCACUUGGACAUUUCCGACGCUGUAAACAUUAUGGUAUAUGUGGGCGUACCACAAGAUGCCGAUAGUAAACCACAAUUGGUAGCUACUCAAAAAGCUAUAGCUUUGGGUGGCUGCGAUUAUUUGACACGGGCACGAUGCCAAAUACCUGGCGUCCUGCCAGGUGCAUUGUGGCAUAUUUUCCCUGCACGAGAUGCUGAUAAAAUCCGCGAUCUCCUAAAUCGAGUGACGAUAGAGAAAGGGUUUCGCUUGGAACCCGACCACGAUCCCAUUCAUGAUCAGAAUUGGUAUUUAGACGAUAAAUUGCGUGCACGUCUCUUCAAGGAAUAUGGUGUAGAAGGAUAUCCCAUUGUACAGUGCCUUGGCGAUGCAGUGUUCAUUCCGGCUGGGGCACCACAUCAAGUACAAAAUCUCCAUAAUUGUAUCAAAGUGGCGGAAGACUUUGUAUCACCAGAAAACAUAACGCAUUGUUAUCAUUUAACCCAUGAAUUUCGUCAUUUAUCGCACUCGCACACCAAUCACGAGGACAAAUUGCAGAUUAAAAACAUAAUUUAUCACGCGAUCAAAGAUUGCUGUCACAUAUUAGUACGCGCUUUGGAUCAACGUCUUGACGAGGAGCUGGCCAAGGUGGAGGAGCAGUAUGAGAAAACAGAAAUGAGUCUCCGUGAAGCAAAAGAAAUCGCAGCCAAACUUCCCAGUGGCAAACAAGAUUAGAAUUUUUUAUUUUAUAAAAAUAUAAAUUUCAAACAUAUUUUUACUUUAAAAUCCAUAUAUUUAAUCACAAGACAUACUUAAAUGUGUAUUACAAUAAAAGAUAAGGCUAUACUGUGUGUCUCCGUACUCAAAUAAAUAUAAUUCAAAAUUA
Molecule: messenger RNA, 5526 nt
Organism: Zeugodacus cucurbitae (melon fly)
Lineage: Eukaryota; Metazoa; Arthropoda; Insecta; Diptera; Tephritidae
Product: F-BAR domain only protein 2
Exons: 2
Coding region: 1656-5375 (1239 amino acids)
Biological process (GO): clathrin coat assembly; clathrin-dependent endocytosis; regulation of transcription by RNA polymerase II
Cellular component (GO): plasma membrane; cytoplasm; chromatin
Molecular function (GO): chromatin DNA binding; histone H3K9 demethylase activity; transcription coregulator activity
Source: RefSeq, a predicted model, not a curated record